Molecule: messenger RNA, 2739 nt
Organism: Mugil cephalus (flathead mullet)
Lineage: Eukaryota; Metazoa; Chordata; Actinopteri; Mugiliformes; Mugilidae
Gene: camkva
Product: CaM kinase-like vesicle-associated a
Exons: 11
Coding region: 291-1526 (411 amino acids)
Biological process (GO): peptidyl-serine phosphorylation
Cellular component (GO): intracellular anatomical structure
Molecular function (GO): ATP binding; calmodulin binding; calcium/calmodulin-dependent protein kinase activity
Source: RefSeq, a predicted model, not a curated record
ACACACUUCAUUUCUCCUCCUUCUUCCUUUCUGCAUCAUAGUCGCGCUGUUACCAUCACGCGUUCACGUAAUACUCCGGUGAAUAAGCUGACUUGUUGGAAAUGCUUUAGGACCUUAUACCUUUCUCUGAUAGCUCGCUGCCUGCAACCUCAGUGGAAUCACCCAAGGAAAAAGUGAAGACGCAUCAGGAAAAUACUCCAAUAUCAGACCGUUGGAUUACGGAUUAACCAGUUUACUCCGUUGAAGGCUGUGUUGCGGCAGGAACGUCCCCAGCUAGGGCACGAGCUGCCAUGCCAUUUGGUUGUCUGACACUCGGGGAGAAGAAGGAAUACAACAGUCCCUCAGAGGUGGCCGACAAGUAUGACCUCGGACAGAUCGUUAAAUCAGAGGAGUUUUGCGAGAUAUUCCGGGCGAAGGACAGGAACACCUUGAAAAUGUACACAUGUAAAAAGUUCCACAAAAAGGACGGAAGGAAAGUGAGGAAAGCUGCCAAGAAUGAGAUAAUGAUAUUGAAGAUGAUAAAACAUCAUAACAUCCUUCAGCUGGUUGAUGCUUUUGAAACUAAGAAAGAAUACUUCAUUUUUCUCGAGCUCGCUACGGGCAGAGAGGUCUUUGACUGGAUCUUAGAUCAAGGCUACUACUCGGAGAGGGACACCAGCAACGUUAUGAGACAGGUGUUGGAAGCCGUGGCUUACCUUCACUCUCUGAAAAUCGUGCACAGGAACCUUAAGCUUGAGAACCUGGUGUACUUUAAUCGCUUGAAGCACUCCAAAAUUGUUAUCAGUGACUUCCAGUUGGCAAAACUGGAAAAUGGACUCAUUAAGGACCCAUGUGGCACUCCUGAAUACCUUGCUCCUGAGGUUGUCGGGAGGCAGAGAUAUGGAAGGCCUGUCGACUGUUGGGCCAUAGGUGUCAUCAUGUAUAUACUCUUGUCUGGGAACCCUCCUUUCUAUGACGACGCUGAUGAAGAUGACUUGGAUAACCGUGAUAAGAACCUGUUCCUAAAGAUUUUGUCAGGAGACUAUGAAUUUGACUCCCCGUACUGGGAUGAUAUUUCAGAUUCUGCCAAAAACUUAGUGGCAUCUUUGAUGGAAGUGGACCAAGACCAGCGACUGACUGCACAAGAAGCUAUAGCUCAUGAAUGGAUCUCUGGAAAUGCAGCGUCAGACAAGAACAUCAAGGAUGGUGUUUGUGCACAGAUCGAAAAGAACUUUGCCAAAGCUAAGUGGAAGAAAGCAGUUAGAGUGACAACCCUCAUGAAGAGACUUCGAGCGCCUGAGCAGGGUGAUUCGGGUGCCUCCAAUCUGGCUGCAGGGGCUGCAACUGACCCCAACGCGCCCACCGCUCCUCCGGCAGGAAGCAGCGACGGUGGAGCUGGAAACAUAAAAGAUGGUCUUAAUGAAAAGUCUUCUGACACACAGACUGCAAUCGUCUCCGCGCCCAGUGCAGCCAGACAGGAGGAGCAGCAACAGGCUCGGUGCAAUGGCGAUGUUCCCCAAAUGGUACCACAGAGAAAAGGAGACUAGGCUUCAAUCAAGAACAAGAAGAGGAAUUUUGCCAACUAACUAACAAGCACAUGUGCAGUACAGCCAGUAAAUCUGGAAUCAUGAUUCUGUGUCUGUGCUGUCAGGUUAUUCCACGAUCAUUUCAUCUUCUUGCCUUCUGUAUUGAUUGGUCUAUAGAAUAGUGUUCUCCACUCUUCCUCGUUCUUGUUAUUAUCUGUACAAGUCCCUUUAAAGAUUGUUGCAACGUAGCUCUUCUGUUGUUUCCUUUUUCCCUGAAAACUAUAAAAAAACUAAAGAAAAAGAAAAAAAAGUCAGUGUAAUUUGGUGAAAUCUACUCACUUUUAUUCAUCAGCUCAUUUUACAUAGAUGUAUUUGUCCGUUUCGACAAAUUGCUACUUUUUAGCUUCUGAGUUCAUGUCUUGUGACUUAAAAUUAUGAGUUGAAAGAUUUACUAAUUAAGGUUUAUUUAAAAAUAAUAUACAAAUUCAUGAGAAUACUUUCCAGCUUAUUUGAGUAAACUCGAGAAGUGAACACAUUUAUACAAAGAGACAAACUUGUCGUGUAAAUAUCUUGAACAGAUCAUAAGUAAAUAUAAAAGAUUCAAAAGUAGAAUUUUUUUAAGCUUUGUCAGAGAUUUCAGAAUUGCACAAUUUAAUGUGUGUGACAUUUCAACGAAUGUCCAUGAAAAUGUUUUUAUAGUGAAAGACUAUACGUAAAAAGAUACAGUGGAUUCGAUCCGACACCAUGACUACUGUCAGUGGCGUACAACCUUAGACAACUUACAAUUUUAAGGCAACAAGAACGCAUAUUUUUAAGUUAAAGUGCCUUAAUAUUUGUUGCAGUCAUGUACUUAAAUGUUUCAAGGGAACAGCUUGAUUAUAAUAACACACUCAUUACAGAUUUCACUGAAAUAUUUUAGCUGUUUUAUUUGCUCCACUGUUUAGAGUCUUAAGCUGCUGUAUUGAUACUUGUGUUCGGUCCUCUUUCACCUUUAGAACACAGAAAACUAGAUCUAGAGCAUUCUAUGUAGAGCGAUGUUUUAGCUGUUGUUGUGUUGUAACUUGUAAGUAGCAAACUCAAAGUUUAUAGCCAAGUCCAUCUACUGUAUGAUUAUGUAUAUUUACAUUGUAUGUGUAUACGUGUGUAUUUUUUUAAUUUACGUGUAUUUAGCAACAUAUAGCGGCGCUAACGGGUUGCUGCAAUGCUUGUGAAUGAAUAAAAUAAGCAAUACUAA